Tetrahymena thermophila SB210 is the source of this 1530-nucleotide messenger RNA. RefSeq names its product transmembrane protein, putative. The record is from RefSeq and is a predicted model, not a curated record. The transcript has a single exon. NCBI's taxonomy places the organism in Eukaryota, Ciliophora, Oligohymenophorea, Hymenostomatida, Tetrahymenidae.
AUGUUUGAUUCUUUAAAAAAUAAGAUUAGUGGAGGAAAAGAUAAGGAAAAAGAGAGGAAGGGUUCAGAGGAGCAAGGAAGCUAGAAAGAACGCUUAGAUAGUAACGAGACUGCUGAGCCAAAAAAAACUUCUAUGUUUGAUGGUCUUUCUAAAGAAUAUCAGAAAGCUAUAGAUUCAGUAAAGGAAAAUAAAUUUGUUAGAUAAGCUACUGAAGCUGCUGAAAAAGCUGACAAUUUUGUUUCUUCAGCUAUCAGAGAAAAGAAGAAUAAGCUCGAGUUAUGGAUAAAAAAGUAAAUGGAAAAGAAAAUGAUUGAGUUUCUCUUAAAAUUCAAGCCUAAAGUUGCUAACUCAAUCAAAGAUCCAGACAUGCCAGAAUUCGUAAAGUAAGGAAUUGAUGUUGCUGUUGAUGAAACAUAUCCUAUUAUUCUAGAUGAAGUCAAGUACCAGUUCCGUAUGAAGAUGUUUAAGCCUAAGAAAACCAUAAAAGAGCCUUAAGUAAGCUGUAUUUGUGUUCCUUGCUACAAAAUAAAAGCUUGGUAUAAUUACACAACUAACCCUGUAGACAUGUCUAUAUGGAAAAGAAUGAGAACCUUUUCUUACUGGCUUUUAACAUUAAUUUCACUUAUUCCAUUUUAUGGCAUCUAGCAAGCAUUGUACUUUUUUGCAUUCCUAUGCAUGGAUACUGGUGAUGAAUUCAUGCUUGUUUCUUACAUUUUAGAUUAUAAAAAGGCUUAAUUUAUAGGACAAGGAGUAAUUGCAGCAUUGACUUUGUACUUGAGCUAAUUUUAGUGUAUGAGACUCUGGGAUGACAAAUCUGAAAAGGACCCUAUAUAUGAUUGUAUCUAUGGAGCUCCAUCUUCCCCUAUGUUAGAUUUUUAUUUAGAUCUAGUUGACUUCGCUUCUUAGAUUAUACUUAUUUGGCUAGCUUUCUUACUUCUACCUUGUUCUGAAUCUAAAGGAAAAGCUGAUUUUGAUCACUUAGAUUAGUAAUAAAAGGCAAAAGAAUUAUAAUAGGCAUUGGACUAAUAAGAAAAUAAUGAAUAAAAAAGUGAAGAAUAAGCUCAUCAAGAAGAUAUUGAAAAUUCCAUUCAUUAGCUAGAACAAGAAGAAAAGGAAAAAAUGCUUGAAAAGGAAGCCUAGUAAAAUUAGAAAUCAUGUUGCGACUGCUCAAAAGGUGGUAAACUUUACAUUUUUAUGAUUUAUGACUUCCUUGCCUUUGGAGUUGCUUGUCUUGCAUUUUACUACUCAUAUUCUACAAAAGUACCACCAUAAUUCCAUCAAACGUCUGUUUAGUUUGCUGUUGCAAAGUUAGUUUAUGGAUACUUAAGUCUUCCAUUCUUGAUUUUUAAAAUCGGAUAACUUCAAACCAUCUUAACUAAAGCUAGACCCACUGCUUAUGAUGUUUAUGGAAACACAGUGCCUACCUCCAAAAUAGAAAUAGAUUAUGAAAAUAGAAACGAUGAUGAUAUAAUAGAUUUAGAUAUGGGUGUAGAUUUGGAAAAAAUUGAUAAAGAAGAUAAAAAAAAGUGA